Molecule: messenger RNA, 1570 nt
Organism: Suillus subalutaceus
Lineage: Eukaryota; Fungi; Basidiomycota; Agaricomycetes; Boletales; Suillaceae
Exons: 4
Coding region: 192-1427 (411 amino acids)
Biological process (GO): translational initiation
Cellular component (GO): cytosol
Molecular function (GO): protein-folding chaperone binding
Source: RefSeq, a predicted model, not a curated record
UAUAACUCUUAAGUCGGAGCUGACGUCACUGACUCCAGACAGUUCUGGGAGGUUCUGGGAGGUUCUGGGGAAAUCGAAAGAGAGAUCUCUGCGUCUUGAACUUUCCUGAAUUCGAGACUUUCACAACUGCAGCACUAUAUAAUAGUGUUGGCUUCCGAGUCAUCUAGUACAACCACGAAAUACAUCACCAUAUGGGUGCCGACUACUACAAGGUCCUGGGUGUUCCUCGGGACGCUGGCGAAGAUGAAAUUAAGAAGGCAUACAAGAAAAUGGCUCUGAAAUGGCAUCCAGACCGCAAUGGAGGGUCUGAAGAAGCCUCGAAGAAGUUUAAGGAGAUUUCAGAAGCAUUUGAAGUCCUCAGUGACAAGAACAAACGAACCAUAUACGACCAAGUUGGUGAAGAAGGCCUCAAAGGCGGAGGAUCUGCGCCUGGCGCUGGUUUCCCUGGAUUUUCUAGCAGUUCAGGCUUCCCAGGGGGGUCCACAUUUUCAUUCACGUCUGGUCCUGGUGGCGCGCCGACAGGUGGAUAUGCACCAACUGACCCGCAAAAAAUAUUCGAACACAUAUUCAGCCAAUUUGGCGGUUUCGGGGGUGGCUCUGGAGGUAUGGGUGGUAUGGGCGGUUCUUCAAGCUUUGGUGGCAUGGGCGGUACUCCACAGUUUGGUGGCAUGGGCGGUUCUCCAAGCUUUGGUGGUAUGGGCGGUUCCCCAAACUUUGGUGGCAUGGGCGGUUCGUCAGGUUUCGGUGGCAUGGGCAGAAGUCCAAACGUUUUUGAUGAUGACGAUAUAGGUGGUGGUGGUGGGUCUUUCUUUGGGAUGCCGGGGGGCAUGCCAUCGGGGCGACAAUCUCCUAGACAUCAAUCAUCUACUUCAACUUCAACGUCAGCCCCUUCAGAAACCACUCGCCCACUAAAGCUAUCACUUGAAGAACUAUAUUCGGGUACAACCAAACACCUGAAGGUCAGCAGACGGCUAUUGAACGGCUCUACGGAAGAGAAGGUGCUUGAAAUUCAAGUUCUCCCGGGCUGGAAGAGCGGCACAAAGAUACGUUUCCCUCGAGCCGGCAAUGAGCAGCCGAACGGCGAGGCUCAAGAUCUAGUAUUCGUCAUGGAGGAGAAGCCACACGAGGUUUUCACACGGGAAGGGGAUGAUCUGAUUUGCCGCCUCAGGAUACCUUUGGUGGAUGCACUCACAGGCGUAGACGGAAAGAAGACUGUCACGGUUCUGGACGGCCGGAAAUUGCAGAUCCCAUUGCCUGGUGGCGUAGUGAAGCCUAAUCAGGAGACAAGAAUUCCCAACGAAGGGAUGCCGAUUAGGAAGCAGGGCAGCAUGAAGAAGAAAGGGGACCUCGUAGUGCGAUGGGAUGUCAUAUUCCCAGACCGUCUUACGCCCACACAGAAAGAGGGGCUGAAGAAGUUGUUGGGGUAAUCAUGUAUUAGGACAUUAUCUACCUCCAGUCUACUCCGCUCGUUAGAUUAGCAUAUUAACUGUACUUUUUAAUUUAUUUCAUGAUGGGAUAUGGUUGCUGUCACGCGGCCAUACGAUAAGCGCGUCUAGAUAGUGACAUUCAA